Molecule: messenger RNA, 2418 nt
Organism: Nipponia nippon (crested ibis)
Lineage: Eukaryota; Metazoa; Chordata; Aves; Pelecaniformes; Threskiornithidae
Source: RefSeq, a predicted model, not a curated record
AUGCGGAAAAGUGGCAUCUUGAGAAAAGAGUAUGUGCAUAGAGGCUUAUUCCAGAGGGGCAUAUGGUUCUUUUCUUCCUAUCCUUAUGUGGAGCUGGAAACUGUGACAGUAAAUGUAACCAUCCAGGACUUUGUAGCCGAUGUGGUGUCUGAGCUGGUUUUCCGCAAUACCCAGCAAGUCUCUUGGGAGACCAUGUUCAUCUUUCCUGCGGACUCUGACACUGUUGUACACACCUUCUACGCUACCAUGGGGGACACUCGUAUUGAAGCAAUGCUCUGGGAAAAGGAGGAGGCCCAGCAGCUGUGCAGAGCCACUCCAGGCAUGGAGAAUUUAAGAUACCUGCAGGACCAGUGGGAUCUUUGGGGUCCUUUCUUCGUUUGUUUCUUGGGAACCCUGCCUCCUGACAGGGAGGUGGUCAUCAACCUGUGCUAUGUCCAGGAGCUGCCACUGCAGCCUGAUGGAGCUGCCCAGUUUUGCUGGCCACAUGAGCUAUUCCCCCGUGAGAACUACUUACGCCAGAUCCUUUCUAAGGAGGAGGUAUUCGAAAACCUGCACUUCAGCGUCUGUCUGAAGUCAGCCCAUGGUGUGUCCCAUAUAGCCGUUAACACCAGCCACACCCCUCUGCAAUACACGGCUCCAGAUCAGAUGUCUGCUGAGGUCUCCUUGAUAUCGUCACCCUGGCUGCAGGAUCGUCUGGAAUUGCUGGUGUAUUACAAAGGGUCUCAUGCUCUCAGUGCUGUGAUGGAGAGGAGAGAUCCCAAAGCCCCACCUGGCUCUCUGCUGGGAGACCCUGUGGUGAUGGUGACACUGAUGCCCAGCAUUCCUGAGGUGGUGCCCAGUCCAGGCCAGCUUGGGGAAUUCCUCUUUCUCAUGGACUGCAGCCUCUUCCAGGAUGCACAGAACACACUGCUCUUCCUCCUCAAGAGUUUGCCUCUGGGCUGUUACUUCAACAUCUAUGGUUUUGGGGCCACUUUCAAAGCCUUCUACCCGCACAGUGUGGAAUACACGCAGGAAAGCAUGGACAACGCAGUGGGGCGCAUCUCCUCCAUCUGCCCUGAUCUGGGGGGCUGUGACCUGUUGGGCCUCCUAAGGUCUAUCUACAGCACUCCUCUCCUUCAUGGGCACCCCCGCCAGCUUUUCAUCUUCAUCCAAAGGAAGAUCUCCAAUGAAGAGGAAGCUGUCAUGGCUGAGGUCUACCGUUACCGGGACCAGCACCGGUGUUUCUGUUUUCCUACUAACAGAUGUGACAGCUUCAACCUUUCCCAGGCCAUGGCCCUGGAGACCAAAGGUGAAUGUGUGUGCAUCCACUCUAGGAUGGACAUGGCAUCUGAGGCAGUGAAAUGCCUGCAGCGGGCUCUGCAGCCUCUGGCAAGUGGGAUCUCACUACAUUGGGACCUUCCACCUGGCCUGGAGGUGUCAAUGAUCAGAAAAGCUCCUGAGAUGAUCUUCCAGGGACAUCAGAGCUCCAUCUAUGCCCAGAUCCAUGGGCAAGCACAGGAUCCAGAGGUGGGUGAGGGAGCCGUGACCCUUCAGUACCACGUGGGCAGCCAGUCGUUCGAUUACACACUCAGGUUCUCACUGUCCCCAUCACCAGACGACAGGUUGCCUGUGCACCGUAUGGCCAUGAUGCAUCUGCUGUGGAAACUGGCCUGGGAGGGGACAAGCAGCGCAGAGAAGGACUUCCAGCACAGCGCAGUUAAGUCCAGCCUCCGCCUGGGGGUUCCGUCCCCCUUCACAUCCUGUGUGGCAGUACGCAUGAAACAGAGGGAUGCCUGGCACCGGGAUUCUUUCCCUCCAGAGUCCUCCAUAUUGUCCUCUCCCUCCUGCAACCUAGUUCCUUGCCAGCUGCUCUGGUCACAUGGCUGCAGGCCUGUGCGGUUUAAGUCCACCAAGUUUUGGAUGGUCCAGAAGUGCCAGUUCUGCCUUGAGAUGCUUGGUCGCAAAGGCCCUGACACUGAAACACUUACCCAGUUUUCAGCAUCCUGUAAAGAGCAGGAGGCUUCUCCUGAAGAGCAGGUGAUGGAAGAACCACCAGCAUUUAACAUCAGUUGGGACUGGACAGUUUCACCACUGUCAACAAGACUGUGUGACUUCUCUGGGCUCAGGGUAGUGGUGGCACUCCAGAAAGCCAAUGGCUCCUGGGCCCUCACCACAGCCCUGGCCUCUGCCUUGGGGCUCAGCAAGGCUGAUGUUGAGGGACAAAGGCCCAGUGAGGGUGUGCCGCCAACUGCCUGGGCCACAGUUUUGGCCUUAGCCUGGUUGCACCAGUAUAAAUGGAAGGUAUCUUGGUCAGAGCUUCUGGAGGCCAAAGCUUGCAGGUGGCUGCAGGACCAAGCUGAGGUCCAGCUGGAUGAAUGUCUGGAGUCAGCAAAUUCCCUGUUAGGCUGCUUUGUGGAGCCCACCGUCUUCAGGAUUUGA